GACCCGGACCGGGAGAAAGGGAUCUCGCCAUGGAGCUCACCGGUGCAGCUGCCCUCCGGCGAACGCUCGCGUCGGCUUCCCUGGCGGUGGUCCCCGGGCAGAGAUGGAGGAGGCAGGCGCCGUCCAGGGUGGCCUGCGUCGGCCGCGGCUGUGGGGUAUUCGCCGACGAAGCGCACCUCAGGUACUACGAGGGGGAGCCUCGGAAGGCGGUGGAGGCGGCGGCGAGGGACCUUUCGAAGCUCCGGGCUAUGGGCCUCGUCGCCGGCGACGCGGCCAAGGAGAAGAUCCUCUCCGAAGCCACCGAGCUGCUGCUGCAGGAGCUGAGUCAGAUGAAGGAUGCAGAGGACGAGCUGAAGAAGAAGCAGAAAGAGGAGAAGGCCGCGAUGAAAGCACUGAAGAAGCAGCAGAAGGAAGCGAAAAAAGCCGCAAUGAAAUGUGGAGAUGGCUCCUCUGAAUCAAGUGAGAGUGAUUGUGAUGAGGACCAAUCCAUGAAAAUGGGAUGUGUUGCCACCUCGUCGAUGCCCGGAGUUGAGCAAGGAAUGGUGAUGGCAAUGUCGGUGCCCCAAAUUGCUGCUGUCCCAGCAAUGGACUUUGACAAAGCUGCGAUGAAGGCCAUCAAGAAGAGGGAGAAGGAACAAAAGAAAGCGGCAAAGAAGGCCUUAAAGAUGAAAAAGGAGGAAGAGAAGAGGAUGGCCACACUUAAUUCCUGCAUGGACGAAGAUAGCUCCUCGUGCUCGUCGGAAUCCAGCAACAGCGAGUGCGAGGGGGGAGUGCUCAAAAUGAGCCGCUGUGCCACCAUAACGGCACCACCUGCAAGCUCAGUUUUCCCCAUCAUAGUGCCUCAAAUCCCAGAAUCUGUUGCACCAGAUGCUCAGAUCCCUUUCGGGGCUGCGAAUUCCACACAGUGCACCACCAGCAUCAGCACCACUCUUGUCAAAUUACCACCGAACAGAAUUGAGGUUUGCGUGGGUGGCAAAUGCAAGAAGUCAGGCUCUCUUGCUGUCCUGCAGGGGUUUGAGGACAAGUUGGGCACCAGUGGCACGGUAGUCAGAUGCAAAUGCCUGGGCAAGUGCGGAGAAGGCCCGAACGUUCGACUGCAGAGCGACGGCUCUGUAGGGAAGGAUGGUGUCAUCUGCACUGGUGUAGACUUGGUUGAUGUUGGCGACAUAGCCGCAAACUUAGUAGCAUGGGGCGGACUGAGCAUAUAAACUGAUGAUGGUCAUCUAGACCUGGUUCAAUCUGUACUUACAGACGUGUACUGCUACUUCCUCACAAUAAUAUGUUGUAGAUAAUCACACCCGACGAGCUGUUGUAUAUUUUCUGAGCUUAAUGAGCUGAUGAUGUUUACUA
Messenger RNA from Lolium rigidum, 1350 nucleotides. RefSeq names its product diacylglycerol O-acyltransferase 3-like. The coding region runs from base 30 to 1208 and encodes 392 amino acids. The record is from RefSeq and is a predicted model, not a curated record. The transcript is spliced from 2 exons. NCBI's taxonomy places the organism in Eukaryota, Viridiplantae, Streptophyta, Magnoliopsida, Poales, Poaceae.